Vigna unguiculata (cowpea) is the source of this 3406-nucleotide messenger RNA. Its product is annotated as putative leucine-rich repeat receptor-like serine/threonine-protein kinase At3g14840. Lineage: Eukaryota; Viridiplantae; Streptophyta; Magnoliopsida; Fabales; Fabaceae. Gene Ontology annotation, molecular function: protein kinase activity; ATP binding; protein binding. Gene Ontology annotation, biological process: protein phosphorylation. The record is from RefSeq and is a predicted model, not a curated record.
CCUUAAUAUUUUUAACAACGUGUGAGAUUGUCUCAUUCAAUUUCUCACCAAACCAGUUCAAGUCUUGGUCUGCGUUCCUGUUUCUCGAUAUCUUUCUCCUCCACUGUUAUCACGUUAUUAUAUACACUCCUCAUAUAUGUUCCUGAAUCCCUUCUCAAAAACUCUAAGGCAUCAAAUCAGAAAGAGUAACCAUGAGGGUGAGUUACCCUCGUUUCUUCUUAUUCCUUCUGCUACUUGCUGUGUUCUGCUUUGCCUCCUUAGCUUCUGGAGCCACUCUUCCCCAAGAUGAAGUGGAAGCUCUGAAAGAUAUAGGUAAGACACUUGGGAAGAAGAACUGGGAUUUCAACGUUGAUCCAUGCAGUGGAGAACGAAAUUGGACAUCUGCAGUACAAGUAAAAGGGAGUGAAAAUGAAUUAAGAUGCAAUUGCUCUUAUAACAAUGACACCGUUUGUCAUGUCACCAACAUAAUUUUGAAAGCACAAAAUCUCCCAGGAACUCUCCCCAAAGAUCUGUUCAGAUUGCCUUUCCUACUAGAAUUUGACAUUAGUCGCAAUUACGUGAACGGUACAAUUCCCAAAGAAUGGGGCACCACCAAACUUCUCAACAACAUUUCCCUCCUUGGAAAUCGAUUAACGGGUUCAAUACCAAAAGAGAUAGCAAACAUAUCCACUCUUCAAAGUUUGGUCUUGGAGGCCAAUCAACUAUCUGGAGAACUUCCUCCUGAGCUUGGAAAUCUACCCCAAAUUCAAAGACUGUUACUUUCCUCUAACAAUUUUACUGGAGAGUUACCUGAAACAUUGGCCAAGCUCACUACAUUGCAGGAUAUUCGAAUUGGGGACAAUCAGUUUUCUGGGAAGAUACCUGAUUUUAUUCAAAGUUGGACAAGUCUCCAAAAACUAGUGAUUCAAGGGAGUGGUUUCGAUGGGCCUAUUCCUUCUGCAAUCUCACUUCUGAAAAACUUAACUGACUUGAGAAUUAGUGAUCUGAAUGGAUCUGAACAAUCAUCUUUUCCACAACUUAAUAACAUGACGUUAAAAUAUUUGAUUUUGAGGAAUUGCAACAUCAAUGGAACACUACCAACAUAUCUCGCGACAAUGACAACCUUGAAAAACUUAGACCUCAGCUUUAACAAAUUGACUGGACCAAUUCCGAGCGACUAUGAAGCCCUGAGAAAAGUUGAUUACAUAUAUUUAACUGGAAAUCUUCUCAAUGGACAAGUACCUGCAUGGACAGAGAAAGCUGACAAUGUAGAUAUUUCAUACAACAACUUCACGACAAGCCAAGGGAAUCCUACAUGUCAAAAUGGAAAUGUGAACUUGUUUUCUAGCUCCAAAACGCACAAUGACUCAGGAACAGUUGCUUGCCUGGGAAACAAUGUCUGUCAAAAAAACUCAUACUCCCUUCAUAUAAACUGUGGUGGAAAGAUGAUAACAGAAGGCAAAAGCACAUAUGAUGAUGAUUUAGAUAAUGGAGGGCCAGCUAGAUUUCACCGAAGUGGAUCAAAAAGUUGGGCAUUUAUCACUACUGGUAACUUUAUGGAUAAUGAUGCUGGCGACUACUCUAUCUGGCAAAAUAAGUCAGCUAUUUCAGUGGACAACGCUGAUCUCUACAUGGAUGCACGAGUUUCUCCCACGUCUCUAACUUACUAUGGAUUUUGCUUGGGAAAUGGAAACUACACAGUCAAUCUACAUUUUGCAGAAAUCAUGUUUAUCAAUGAUUCAACAUUUAACAGUUUAGGAAGACGAGUAUUUGACAUCUAUAUUCAGGAAGAGCUGGUGCAGAAGGACUUCAAUAUUGUAGAAGAAGCAGGAGGGAUUGGCAAAGCAAUCAUAAAACACUUCACUGCAGUUGUGAGUGGUAAUACUUUGGAGAUACGUUUGUAUUGGGCUGGAAAAGGAACAACUAGUCUCCCAUUUAGAUCAGUAUAUGGUCCUCUUAUAUCAGCUAUAUCAGUUGAACCUAACUUUACACCACCCUCAGAAAAUGGAAGUAGCAUAUCUGCAGGAGCUGUGGCUGGAAUUGUGGUUGCAGUAGCAAUAGUUAUCAUUCUUGUACUUGGUAUUCUUUGGUGGAAAGGAUGUCUAGGAAAGAAAAGUUCUUUAGAAAAAGAGAUAAGGAGUUUAGACCUGCGAACUGGUUUGUUUAGUUUAAGAGAUAUCAAAGCAGCAACAAACAACUUUGAUGUUGCAAAUAAGAUUGGAGAAGGAGGAUUUGGUCCUGUGUACAAGGGAUGUCUAUCAGAUGGAACACUUGUAGCAGUGAAGCAACUUUCUUCUAAAUCAAAGCAAGGAAAUCGUGAGUUUAUAACAGAGAUAGGCAUGAUUUCUGCUUUGCAACAUCCUUGUCUUGUUAAACUUUAUGGAUGCUGUGUGGAGGGUGAUCAACUACUAUUGGUAUAUGAAUAUAUGGAAAACAAUAGCCUUGCUCGUGCUUUAUUUGGACCUGAAGAACACCAAAUAAGAUUGGAUUGGACAACAAGAUACAAGAUUUGUAUUGGUAUUGCUAGAGGUUUGGCUUACCUCCAUGAAGAAUCAAGAUUGAAGGUUGUCCAUAGAGACAUCAAAACCACUAAUGUGUUGCUUGAUAAAGAUCUCAACCCAAAGAUAUCAGACUUUGGUUUGGCCAAACUUGAUGAGGAAGAAAAUACUCAUAUUAGCACCCGAAUAGCUGGAACAUAUGGAUAUAUGGCUCCAGAAUAUGCCAUGCAUGGUUAUUUGACUGAUAAAGCAGACGUCUAUAGUUUUGGAAUUGUUGUGUUGGAAAUCAUAAAUGGAAGGAGCAACACCAUUCACCGUCCAAAAGAACAAUCAUUCUCCAUUCUUGAAUGGGCAAAUCUGUUGAAAGAGAAAGGUGAUCUAAUGGACCUAGUUGAUAGAAGAUUGGGAACAAACUUCAACAAAGAGGAGGUGUUAGUGUUGAUAAGGGUGGCUCUCUUAUGCACCAAUGUUACUACACAGCUUAGGCCAAGCAUGUCUUCAGUGGUAAGCAUGCUAGAAGGAAGAACUGUUGUUGAGGAAGUGUUUUCAGAGGCAAAUGAUGUGGAAGAGAAGAAGAUGGAGAAAAUGAGGCAAUACUACCAAGAAUUGAGUAUCUCAACGGAUGAGCCAUGGACUUCAUCAUCCACUUCUGCAGCAGAUCUUUAUCCUGUAAAUGUGGAUUCUUCUUACUUGCAGAAGAGAGGUUAGAGACCUUCAACCAAAUUUGUAUAAAUAAUUUUGUUGUAAUAUAAACAUUUUAUUUCUCUCUUGAUUUCCAUUGGGGUUAAGUCUUCCCUCUUGAUUGUAACAUGUUUUCAUUUGUAAGUGUAAGUUCUUUGAUGGCAUUGAAGUGUUUGGAGCCAUUUAUAGAUAGAGUUAUACAAUAAUGCGUUUUCCUUCUCAAAAUCAUAUCAACCCGAUUUCACCAA